Molecule: messenger RNA, 1646 nt
Organism: Drosophila subobscura
Lineage: Eukaryota; Metazoa; Arthropoda; Insecta; Diptera; Drosophilidae
Product: lipase 1
Exons: 4
Coding region: 100-1356 (418 amino acids)
Biological process (GO): lipid metabolic process
Molecular function (GO): hydrolase activity, acting on ester bonds
Source: RefSeq, a predicted model, not a curated record
UCAAGUGAAACAAGCAAGUGCAAACACAGAUGUGGCAUGCAACGUUAAUAGAAAUAGAUCUUGACUCUAGCACUUGAUUGGCCAAUUGGUUGACAGUGCAUGUGGAAAAUUGCACCAACUGAAGGUUUUCCACAGACCAAAAAAAUGAUAGCCAGCAGCGGGAAUUUAAUGUUAUUUUGUGCUACUUUGUGCUGGCUUUGCUUGAGCGUCACUUCGGAUAUCAUCAAAUAUGAUAAAACCAUUUUAGAGGAUGCCAACUUGCCGGCGCCAGAUCUGAUCCGGAAGUAUGGCUACAGCGCGGAAAUACACAAAAUAACGACCAAGGAUGGCUUUGUGCUCACGGCACAUCGCAUACCGAAGCCGGGCGCGCAGCCCGUGCUGAUGGUCCAUGGGCUGGAGGACAGCUCGGUGGGAUAUCUCAUACUGGGACCCAAGAAGUCGCUGGCCUACAGGCUGAGCGAUCUGGGCUAUGACGUUUGGCUGCUCAACACGCGGGGCAAUCGCUACUCGCGGAAGCACAAGCGCUACCAGCGGAAUAUGCGCGAGUUCUGGGACUUUUCCUUCCACGAGGUCGGGCUGUACGACCUGCCGGCCGCGAUUGACUAUGUUCUGGCCAUGACCAAGGGCUACGAGCAGCUGCACUACAUUGGCCACUCGCAGGGCACGACAUCCUUUAUGGUAAUGGGCAGUGAGCGGCCCAGCUACAUGAAGAAGAUCAAACUGAUGCAGGCGCUGGCUCCGGUCGUGUUUUGCGAUUAUGUGGGGUCACCCUUUGUCCUGUUUGCCUCGAAAUACGUGCGACCUUUGACAUUCUAUGCCAGAGCUCUCGGCAUCUACGAUUUCCCUCCUGAGGGCGAAGUCUUUCAAAGACUUUUCUAUCAGAUUUGCAGCUUUGCCUUCCGCAACACCUGCAACUACUUCCUUUUGCAGCUGAUGGGCGUCGAUGCCCAGCAACUGAAUGCCACACUCGUGCCGCUAUUUGUGCGACACGUCGCUGGCUCCUCGCUCAAGUCCCUGGGGCACUACACACAGCUGGUCCACAGCGGUGGCUUCUACAAGUACGACUACUACAGCGCUGUGGAGAAUCGUCGCCGGCACGGCUCCGACACCCCGCCACAGUAUAAUCUGUCCAAUGUCGACUGCAAGGUGGCUCUGUACUACAGCAAGAACGAUCUCCUCACAGCGGUCAGGGAUGUGGAACGCCUGCGCGACGCGCUGCCCAAUGUGGUGCACGACGGUCUGAUUCCAUACGAGAAGUUCAAUCACGUGGAUUUCAUUUGGGCAAAUGACAUCAACAGCCUGCUCUACGACGGCAUGGUGGAGAAUAUGAAGAGGUCCGAUAGGGGAGAGUUGUAGGGUGGCCGUUGGUAUGGGCAAAGGGAAUUUGAGGCUUUAUUUUGUGUAGUAAAUUAAUUAGCAAAUAAAUAAUAGUAAUAAUAAUUUAAGAAUAUCAAGGAACAAGCGAAUCUUGAUGCAGAUACUUGAAGAAGUUCCAACAAAUUUGGUCUAAAAUGUAGUGAAUAAUAUUCCAAUAUUGCUGCCAAUCUUCGCUUAAAUUGUAUGCAAAACGUGGCCUAAAAUCCCUGUGAUAGACACAGUUUCAAUUUACUUUUAAAGUGAACUUUAAAUACAUUGGAAAUAAAUGA